UGGUGACAAACAAACAUAAAAUUUUGUGAAAUGUUGAAAAGUUUACGACGAGAAUUACUAAAUAAAUUUAUUUUCAAUAAAUUCAAUAAAGAAAGAAAUUAAAAAUUAAACAACUUGGUGGAUUUGUUAAAAAAUUAUAAAAAUUUUAAAGUUAAAAAACACCGCUGGUCGGUGGAAAUUUAAGAGAAAAAGAAAGAAAAAAAAAAGUCCGAAAAAAAAGAAAAAUUACGGAAAAAUAAAAUACACAAAAAAUAAAAGAAAAAGCUACAAAAAGAAAAUCACAACUAACAUACAACGCGGCUUUUAAAAAAGGCACAAGAAUUAUGUAAAAUAAAAAAGUUAAAAUUAUUUAAAAAAAUCUAAAAAAUAAAUCAAAAUUUAUAUAAAAAAAAGUUAAAAUAAAAUUCUUAUAGAAAAAUAGAAAAGUUGUAAUAAAAUCUCUAGUGCAAAAAAGCAAAAAAAGCAAGUGUCAAAGAAAAUUGUAAAUUAUAACAACACAACAACAAAUUAAAAGUAAAGCAUUAUAACCUUAAAAGUGAUUUUUUAAGAAAUUUAAUAUAAAAAAAAUACCACACCCUCCUUUUGCUAAUAAUAAAAAAAGUGUAAAAUUAAUAAAAAUUUAAAAAAUUCAAAUAAAAAUACAAACAAUAGUAAAACGCCACCAUUUAAGGUGGCGUCCUCCAAAAUAAAAACUUUGGAGGCAAAGGCUUUGCAGGCCACGACAAUAUCAACAACAACAGCAGCUGCAACAACAACAAAAACAGCAAAUGCCGAACAAACAACAACAACAACUGCUAUAAUUAAACCUAGAUUAUCAUUAGCCUCCAACACCACCACAUCAUCUUCCAGUAAUUCUUCCUUAAAAUCACUUAAAACAAAACCCUCAAGCCAAACACCCACAACUUCCAUAAUAAAACAACCACAACUGCAACAACAACAGCAUCACAAACUUCAUCAUAACUCGAACACGACGACAACAACAACUACAACAACAACCACCUCUAGUGUAACACAUAAAUCUUCUAACACCUCUACAAACACUAAAGAAAAAUUCAAAUCAAAACAAUUACUUAAAGCCACCUCUAAAGUGAAAAAGAAAACCAAACAAUUGACAUUUGACAAUACACCCUUGUGUUUGUUGCAACCUCAUACUACCACCCCGCCUCCGGUCUCUACAACUGCCUAUCCCAAAUCCGCCUUUAAUCUACGCAAAUAUUCAUUACCCACAAAUCUACCACAGCCUUUACAAAACUCACCUCUAGCCGUCAAUACCCAGCGUAAAACCAGCACAGCGGCUUUAAAAACCGAUUCAACUUUACACACUUUACCCUAUCCGCCCUCGUAUGUCUUAAGUCAAAGUUCAAAAGUGAAAAAAACCAAAACCACCAAACGUCUAACGAAAUUCUUAAGGGCGGCCUCCUCCUCAAAUUCACCACACUCGAAAGGCAGACGCAAAUCGUCGGCCGCCUCAAUUGUAGAAACUGCAUUAGCUGCCGCUGGUGUUACCGUUAAUCUAACCAACGCCUCGGCCUCUUCGGCAUCGGCUACCGAGCUAUUGGCCCAGGAUUUGUAUACUAAGACCCCAACACCCGCUUCAAAUUGUGAUUUAAGUUCGACCCUCAAUUGUGGCGCUAACGAGUCUGUAGCCGGCGAAUCUGGAGCUGCUGCCGGCGAGGAGGGUGAAGAAUCGACGUGGUGUGGUGGUGGUGUUAAUUUUCUAGUGUAUAUGGUUUGUUCAUUUUGCUGUUGUUGUUAUAAUUUUCGCAAUUCACCCACAAGCUUCGAUGUAGAAAAUGGCCAAAGUGCUCGAUCACCGCUUGAAGGCGGCUCUCCCAGCGCCGGUUUGGUUUUACAGAAUCUACCCCAACGUCGUGAAUCGUUUUUAUAUCGUUCCGAUUCUGAUUUUGAAAUGUCACCUAAGUCAAUGUCCCGCAAUUCAAGCAUUGCUAGUGAAAGCCAUGGCGAGGAUCUCAUUGUGACACCAUUUGCCCAAAUUUUAGCCAGUUUACGUUCUGUACGCAAUAAUUUAUUAAGUCUGACAAAUGUUCCAGCAACCAACAAAUCUAGGCGACCAACACAAACUUCAAUGGGACGUUCCUCAACGGCGGGCAUACAAUUGAAUCAGGGCGAUGAGGCAUACACUAGAUUGGCCACCGAUACAAUAGAAGAAUUAGACUGGUGUUUAGAUCAACUGGAAACAAUACAAACACAUCGCAGUGUAUCCGAUAUGGCUUCACUAAAGUUCAAACGCAUGCUUAAUAAGGAAUUAUCUCACUUCAGUGAAUCGAGUAGAUCGGGAAAUCAAAUUUCAGAAUACAUUUGUUCAACAUUUUUGGAUAAACAACAAGAAUUUGACUUGCCCUCGAUGCGUUUCGAAGAGAAUACCGAUCCAAAUGUACCGGUACCACAAUUAACACAACAACAGCAGCAACAACAACAACGCAGUCGUUCACCCAGAGGCCCACCCAUGUCCCAAAUAUCUGGUGUUAAACGUCCACUUUCACAUACAAACUCAUUUACAGGCGAACGUUUACCCACAUAUGGUGUAGAGACAACACAUGAGGCCGCGUUGGGUCAACAUUUGGCCGAAUUGGAUACCUGGGGCAUUGAUAUAUUUAAAAUAGGCGAUUUAAGCAACAAUCGUCCACUCACCUGUGUAGCAUACACAAUAUUUCAGAGUAGAGAAUUAUUGACCAGUCUUAUGAUACCACCGAAAAAUUUUCUUAAUUUUAUGACUACUCUGGAGGACCAUUAUGUUAAAGACAAUCCGUUUCACAAUUCACUACAUGCGGCUGAUGUAACACAAAGUACUAAUGUUUUAUUAAAUACUCCUGCACUUGAGGGUGUUUUUACGCCACUGGAAGUGGGCGGUGCUCUAUUUGCAGCCUGUAUUCACGAUGUUGAUCAUCCUGGUCUAACUAAUCAAUUUUUAGUUAAUUCAAGUUCCGAAUUAGCCUUAAUGUAUAAUGACGAAUCUGUUUUGGAAAAUCAUCAUUUAGCUGUUGCCUUUAAAUUAUUGCAAAAUCAAGGAUGUGAUAUAUUCUGUAAUAUGCAAAAGAAACAACGCCAAACAUUAAGAAAAAUGGUUAUUGAUAUUGUACUAUCAACUGACAUGUCCAAACAUAUGAGCCUUUUGGCCGAUUUAAAAACUAUGGUAGAAACGAAAAAGGUAGCAGGAUCUGGUGUACUACUGCUGGACAAUUACACAGAUCGUAUACAGGUUCUUGAAAAUCUUGUCCAUUGUGCCGAUUUAAGUAAUCCCACUAAACCCUUGCCGCUCUACAAACGCUGGGUUAGUCUACUAAUGGAGGAGUUCUUUUUGCAAGGCGAUAAAGAACGUGAAUCGGGCAUGGAUAUUAGUCCAAUGUGUGAUCGUCAUAAUGCUACGAUUGAAAAGUCGCAGGUCGGCUUUAUUGAUUAUAUUGUACAUCCACUCUGGGAAACUUGGGCCGAUUUGGUGCAUCCAGAUGCUCAAGAUAUAUUAGAUACGCUUGAAGAGAAUAGAGACUAUUAUCAGAGUAUGAUACCACCAUCACCACCACCAUCACAGGCCGAUGAACAGCCAGCUAACGAGGAUAAAAUAAGGUUUCAGGUAACCCUUGAAGAGUCCGAUCAAGAAAAUUUAGCUGAACUAGAAGAAGCUGAUGAAACAGCGGCCGAACGAGGUGAUGAUGAUGUCGCCAACAACUCCUUGACCACAACGGGUGAAAAUAAACCGUCGGGGAGUCAAAAUCAAUCUCAUCACGCUGGAAUGUGACGGAGAGUCGUGGGACUAUGCCGAAAAAUUACAGAAAAGGCGCAAAAUUUUUUGCUAAUACGUUAGUGACUUUAAAAAAACAUAAAAACAAACAAAAAAAAAAACUUUAAAAAGCUUAAAAAAUAACAAAUUUACUAGAAAAAAAUUAUUCAAAAAAAAU
This is a messenger RNA of Lucilia sericata (common green bottle fly), 3917 nucleotides long. RefSeq names its product cAMP-specific 3',5'-cyclic phosphodiesterase-like. Gene Ontology annotation, biological process: signal transduction. Bases 1727 to 3757 code for a protein of 676 amino acids. The transcript is spliced from 11 exons. The record is from RefSeq and is a predicted model, not a curated record. Lineage: Eukaryota; Metazoa; Arthropoda; Insecta; Diptera; Calliphoridae. Gene Ontology annotation, cellular component: perinuclear region of cytoplasm; cytosol; nucleus. Gene Ontology annotation, molecular function: 3',5'-cyclic-AMP phosphodiesterase activity.